Molecule: messenger RNA, 1267 nt
Organism: Ananas comosus (pineapple)
Lineage: Eukaryota; Viridiplantae; Streptophyta; Magnoliopsida; Poales; Bromeliaceae
Product: peroxisomal membrane protein 11-3-like
Biological process (GO): peroxisome fission; regulation of peroxisome size
Cellular component (GO): peroxisomal membrane
Source: RefSeq, a predicted model, not a curated record
UUCCUCGAAUCAAACUCCUCAAGCUUCGCCUCACUACCUUUGAUAUCUACCCCCAGUAUUUACGUGGUCGUCGAGAUCCGCGUAGAGGUCGCCGAAAUCGUCCGAUUCGUCCAUGGCGCUCUUAUUGAAGUCAAUCGCAGAAACUUUGACUGCUCUAAAGAAGUUAAGUUGACGCACCUACUCUACCCCAAAACGUACCCCAAACCCCGUCUCCGCUUCGCUGAUCUCCUCUUCCUCUUCCUCGUCCUCGCGUCCAUGGCGGAUCAAUCCCAAUCCUCCCCAAACCCUAAACCAUUACCUCCUCCUUCUCCUCCUCCGCCGCUGCACGCGGCGGCGCGGCGGCGGCGCGACUUCCUUCUCCACGUCGAGGCCUACCUCGCGCGCCGCGAUGGCGUCGACAAGCUCCUCAAGAUCGCCCGCUACGCCGCCAAAAUCGCCCUCUCCUCCCCCUCCGGCGCCGGAACCCUAGCCCCGCGCCUCAAGGCCUUCGAGUCCAGCGUCGGCCUCAGCCGCAAGGCCUUCCGCCUCGGCAAGUUCGUCCAGGACGUCAACUCCCUCCGCUCCCCCUCCGCCGCCGCCGCCGCCGCCGCCCCCUCCGCCGCCGAUCGCCUCCUCGCCGCCCCCGCGUACGGCGGCGAGGGCCUCUACUACUUCGUGGAGCAGUUCGUGUGGCUCGCCAAAGCGGGCAUCCCCGCCGAGCUCGCCCCGCGGCUCCAGAGGAUCAGCGCGUGGGCCGAACUCGUCGGGUACGCGGGGAGCAUCGCGUUGAAGUUGAAAGAAGUGAAAAAGAUCCGAUCUACUAUCGAAUCGAAGACCCCGAUCUCAAAAUCGGGGAAAUGCGACGGAAUCGAAGAGGAGGAGGAGGAGAUGAAGAGAUUGAGAGAGAAGUUGCUUCUUAAGCAUCUUUCGAUCGUCCAGGAUCUCGCCGACGGAUUAAUGGCGCUCGGAGAUGUGAGGGAAGCGAAAGGGUUUCUAGCUAGUCCUCUGCUUAUGGCCUCAGCAGGUCUUCUUUCGGCUGUCAUUAGCACUCACAAGAAUUGGAUAGCAUGCUAAGGUACAGGAUUUUUAGCUCUUUUCAAUUGUUGAUAGAGAUAAAGCUCCUAUCUUUUGAAUGAAUUGUCGGAGCCGGAGUAGAAACAAUUACAUAAUCUCGUAUAAUACCUCAUGUGUAUUGAAUAAUAUUGGAUGAUUAGAGAAAUAUAGAUGGGCAUGCUUAAAUAACAUCAGUUUAUGAUUCUGUAGCUAUGACAUUACAGUGACUCUUUAA